AACCCUAAUUUCAAUCCACCUCUCACACUCUCACACUCUCACCCGCAAUAACAUGCUUCUGUAAUUCUUACGUCACACGCAUUUGACCUCCGCAGAUGCGAAGCUAUGUCUCUGGAAGCUUCGCUUGAACGACGAAAGCAGUCCCAAGCUCCUGUGACUGGCAAUGGAAAUGGCGUCGUCUCGUCCAGCGCACCUUCCUUCUCAACUCACAGGCUUCGUCUCCAGCCAAAGGAAGAUCACAAGUCGGAGACCUACGAGGACCUGCAAUUGGAAUUUAGCCCCCUCCUCUUUAGUAUGCUGGAAAGGCACUUGCCUCCGAGCAUGCUCAAUGUGGCACGCGACCUUAAGCUUCAGUACAUGAGGGACAUUCUACUCCGAUAUGCUCCAGAGGGUGAACGCAACCGAGUUCAGAGGCAUAGAGAAUACCGACAAAAGAUAAUAUCAAAUUAUCAGGUAAAUGCAAGUCUAGCUAAGUAUGUAUUCGAGUUAGACACUCUUAGAUUGGUGUGA
Cucurbita pepo subsp. pepo (vegetable marrow) is the source of this 510-nucleotide messenger RNA. The record is from RefSeq and is a predicted model, not a curated record. NCBI's taxonomy places the organism in Eukaryota, Viridiplantae, Streptophyta, Magnoliopsida, Cucurbitales, Cucurbitaceae.